This is a messenger RNA of Peronospora matthiolae, 972 nucleotides long. The record is from the annotation of a GenBank genome assembly. Lineage: Eukaryota; Oomycota; Peronosporomycetes; Peronosporales; Peronosporaceae.
AUGCCGCAAACCCAUCAUCUACCCUUGCUCGCUGCCCCCCCUCACCAAGCGAUACUACCCCCGCUCGGGAAUCAGCUGCAACACCACCAGCACUUUCCAUCGCCGCCGUACUCGCCACAGCACGUCUUCAGUGCUCCACAGCAGUUGCAGUUACUGCCUCCAUCCGUGCCUUCCCACGUGGACCUGACUCUGUCCGGCCCGUUGCGGCGCGGCAAGUGGACACGAGCAGAGGAGAACUACGCUGCAGCCACGAUCUCGUACUUUUGUGACGGUCUUCUGGCCAUUCAGUACGGCACGACGCUUCGCGGGUACUUGGCUCAGCAGCUCCACUGCGACCCGAUGCGGAUUUCGAAAAAGCUGCUUCCAGGCUCGGUCUUUGCUGGCAUCAAGAUCAAUCCCAAGAUCGGACGACGGGCGUACUACCCGUGUGCCCAAGACUCCCCUGCCGCGGCUCGGUCCAAAGAGAACGCGGCACUUCACUUAGCUGGACUCCGUCGCGCGUUCAUUCAGAGCAUUGAGGAAGAAGAGGCUCUGGAAGCCGCCAGCAACAAUGUGGUACUCAAGGAGAACCCGGUUUACUAUGCCAAGACGGCGACACUACCACAAAUGACCAAAAGCGUGGCAACUCUUGCUCGCAAGCGGAGCUACGACGAUAUCAACAGUGUCGUGCGUGCCCAGCAACAAGGACGCCCAGCAGCAACUGUGAAGCUCACGGAGCCACAGAUUGUCCAUCAAGCGCCACGUCAAGCACAGCCGGCACUGUUCAGCUCCCCAUAUGCAGCUACGUCUGCAAUGGUGACGACACCUCCCAGUGUGAGCAAGCUGCCUAAACUGACGAUAACAGGCGACGUGUCUCGUCGUAUUUCCUACUCGACUCAGUCGCGACGGAGCAUGUCACCCGUGACAGUAGCAACGUCAACACUCGUGCUCCCGCCUCUCCGUGUCUCGCUCGUGCGAGCGUCCAUGUGUUAG